Molecule: messenger RNA, 1491 nt
Organism: Brassicogethes aeneus
Lineage: Eukaryota; Metazoa; Arthropoda; Insecta; Coleoptera; Nitidulidae
Source: the annotation of a GenBank genome assembly
AUGAACCGUGGCACGCAGCGCGGUUUUGGAGGACAAAGAGGAGCCCACUCUGAUCCCCAACAACACAACCGUCAGUACGCUGACGCCCAGUACCAGACGUACGAGCCUCAACCUCGCCAGGACUACAGAGAGUACGAGAACACUCGUCGUGGCCGAGGACGAACGGGAGGAAACCGUAGCAAGAAGACUCCGGUUAGCCAGUCGCUUCAAAAAGCGACGGCUCCACCACCGUCAGGGCCUCCUGCCCCAACUAGACUGUCAAAAGCUAGUUCCACCCCGAAGAACGACCCCAUAUAUCAUGAAGCUUUGAUGCCUGAGCCCGGGCAAGAGGGAAGACCAUUAGCGGAUACGCUUAAAAACUUUCCAAGCUUCAAAGGUAUUCCCGGCCUUACUCGUCAAUUGCACGAGACUUUUAAGGCCCUGGAUCCUGGAUACGCUCGACGUAUCUCUGAAUCCAUGUUAGCAUAUUACGUCGCUUGUCAUGCCCUAGCGCGCAUGUAUAAGAUAAAGGAUAAGAAUGGCAUUGUGCUUACCUUUAACGAACGUAGCUACAUGGACAGUGUCUACGGACUACAUGGAUCCCUCGCCCAACUGAUUUCGACAUACCUAUCUGGUUUUGGCAACAUUACAUCCGAGAGCGGUCGAGAAUAUAAGUGCUCAUUCCGACGCCUUGAAUACGUGCCUGGUCCCAACCACAUGCACGGUGGCUGGUUCGGUCAAAUUGACCAAGAUAAUCACUUCAUGUACAUGGAGUAUCCCUGUCUUGCGGUAUUCGCCGAACGAAUUAUACGAGAUUACGGCUUUAAUGUCCAUCAAGACGCCAGAGAUUGGGAUCUUCCCGAUGGUAUAAGACCGGACGCUGACUGGAACGCCGGCUUACCCACGCCCAAUCUCCUAGGGUAUAACCAGAGCGUGAACCUGUCCCGAGACCAAAUCGCUGUACUACAAGAAGCGGGUCUGAAUGCACAAGGGCGGUUCGAAGCUGACAAUGAUGACAUCCCACUGUGGCUGGAUUUGCUGAGAGCAAUCCAAACUGAGCUAGACCACGCCAAAUUUAAAGGAGUGCCACUCACGGAUAGUGCUUUUGGUUCACAAGGGCAAUGCGUGACCAUCACUAUGCCACGGCCUCCCGAACGAUUUGUUGCCUAUGAACUUCGCAACCCUGUUAUCGCUACGUAUCAGCCAAAUGUUCAAGGGUCAAUAGUAGUAGCAGCCCAAGCUUAUGUGUAUCGACAUGAGUGCUGCGUGUCUGAAGAAGACCUGAACGGCUGGGCGAUAUACAACUUCGACGAGUAUGCGAACGUUCCCGUCGCCUGGGGAGAAACGGCGAAUACGCUUAUCAACAAUUCGCCUCCCAUUCUGAAUUGCUCUUACUGGCACGCAGACGUACCGUCUGGUUACGAAGUGAUCAAAUUGGAGUCAGGAAAUACUAGACUUGCCGAAGAACAAAUGGUGGAUGCGGGCGAAAAUAUGGAGUAUUUUUUCAAUUAG